AUGGCCACCUCAACAACCCCCAAACUCAUCCACACCACCCCCGUCCAACCCACAACCACCACCACCAACACCUCCAAUUCAAACCCCCCCAUAACCCUCGACCUCCUCCUCACAACUCUCACUCGCACCAUCCUCCACCCCAUCCCAUCCUACAUUCUUCUCCUGUGCCUCCGCGCCCAAGCAACCCCCUACACCUCCGUCCCCUUCCUCAUCGCCUUCGCCUACGCCGCCCUCCUCACCCUCAUCUACAUUCUAAGCACACUCAACCAGCAACUAGCAUACGGAGCUCCACGCACAGUCGAUCUCUCCAAUGAAGUGGUGGUCGUGACGGGCGGAGCGAGCGGGUUGGGAUUACUUAUUGCGAGGAUAUAUGCGCUUCGCGGCGCCACGGUAGCGGUUUUGGAUAUUCGGGGGAUAGCGGGUGAGGAGGUGGAGGAGAUGGGGUUGGGAGGGAGUUAUGUUUGUGAUGUUUCGGAUAGGGGGGUUUUGGAGGGGGUUGUGGGGAGGGUGAGGCAGGAGUUGGGUACUCCUACCAUAUUGAUCCAUUGCGCAGCUGCAAGAAUCAACGGGCUGCCUCUGCAACAGCUCUCUCCCGAGGCAUUCCAGAAAACUAUCAACACCAAUUUACUCGCCGCCGUUCAUGCCUAUCAGGUAUUUUUGCCUUAUAUGCUGGCUGCUCCGGAUGGUGGCACCAUUGCCACAGUGAGUUCCGUGCUCGGGCAGCUAUGUGCGGCUGGGUUGGCGGAUUACUCGGCUAGUAAGGCUGGGUUGAGCGCGUUGCAUCGCUCGCUCGAGGCCGAACUUCGCCAAUCCGGGGACGAGGCAAAAGUGAAGAUGGUUCUGGUGGAGCCGGGCCAGAUCUCAACGCCGCUGUUUGAAUCCGUCCAGACACCAAACCGGUUCUUUGCGCCCGUUCUGGAGCCAGUCCAGGUGGCCCAGGCUAUUGUCUCGGCUGUCGACAGCGGCAGGGGUGGCGUGAUAAGGUUGCCCGCGUUUGCCAUGCUGGUGAACUGGUAUGCGGUGUUGCCGGCGAGCGUGCAGCGGUUGGCGCGGUACCUGAGCGGGAUUGACGGCGCAGUAGCACAAGCGUCGUCCAAAGCCGACAGGGCUGAUUCGUCCAGCCAGCAAUUGCAGACUGAGUUGGAUCACGUGAAAGAGGACUGA
Molecule: messenger RNA, 1164 nt
Organism: Aspergillus niger
Lineage: Eukaryota; Fungi; Ascomycota; Eurotiomycetes; Eurotiales; Aspergillaceae
Exons: 2
Coding region: 1-1164 (387 amino acids)
Molecular function (GO): oxidoreductase activity, acting on the CH-OH group of donors, NAD or NADP as acceptor
Source: RefSeq, a predicted model, not a curated record